Messenger RNA from Lotus japonicus, 2529 nucleotides. RefSeq lists its product as uncharacterized. The record is from RefSeq and is a predicted model, not a curated record. Bases 1368 to 2171 code for a protein of 267 amino acids. Gene Ontology annotation, molecular function: zinc ion binding; nucleic acid binding. The transcript is spliced from 3 exons. NCBI's taxonomy places the organism in Eukaryota, Viridiplantae, Streptophyta, Magnoliopsida, Fabales, Fabaceae.
UAUAUAUAUAUAUAUAUAUAUCUCACCAUCCUUAUCCCCCAUCCACUGUCAUACUCGACACACCCAUUCCUUUUUCUUCAUUUCUUCCAUGCCAACUUCAUCACCAUAUAUCAUGUUCUUCUUUCUCCUUCAAUCAAAGACAAACCACCACCGUCCAUUCUUCUCCUUCUCCUCUCUAUGGCCUCAAAAGGAGCAGCACCCACACGCACCACAUGAGCCACCACCUUCACGUUUUCUUCCUCUCCAUGGCAGCACCUCACCAUCACCACCGCCCCUCCUCCUCACCAUGGCUGUUGUGUCCAGCCAAGAGGCCACCACGAGGAGGCCAGCACCACAAGGAACACGUACAGCCCCAUUCAUCAUAUGGUAUUGUUCAAGCUUCAUCAUCCAUAUCAUGACAAGGAGACACCAUCACCAUGCCACUUUACUUCCUCAUGUGGGUACGAAGGACGAAAGCGCCUUGCGGCGAAGCUAAAGAAUAAAAGGAAGCGAGCCGACGUGGAAAACAAAGAUGUGAUUGGAUUGAAGUUGCAGUUUAGGAAAGAAAUUGGCUAAGAUGCCGUUGACGGAUUGUUUCGUGAUGCUUCGUCGUACGGGGAAGACCCGGAGCGAAAUGACUACUACUGAGCCUUCGACGUGGACCCGGACUGAAUGCAUGACCAGAUGAGGGUCGAUGAUGGAAGUAUAGGGUAUGGGUGUUUAGAGUCUACUAAGGUUGGGUGUUAGUGUCCUAGCUCUGACUUAUUCUUAUUUUUAAGGGCUUGUGUUGCUGACACUUGACCUUUCUUUUGGUUUGUACUUUUGCCUACGGGCGUUACCUUUUCUUACUUCCCGUCACUGGAGUUUUACUCGUGACGUGGUUUACUACUUACAGCGGGGGCUGUAAUAUAUAUUGUGUAUUAGUUCUGCUAUCUCUCGCAUUUGCGUUUAUUGAUUUUAGUCUUGUUUAUAUUAUCAAAAAAAAAAAUAAUCCAUGUUUUUCCGCCUUAAGUUUCUUUUGGUUACUAAAGUGACGCCACCGAAAUCGGGGUGUUACAUAGAAACUAAGGCAAGCACCAUAAAUAAGUUAGAUAAUUCAUGAGUUAAUUAGUCUAUUAAGAACAUAAGUGAAAUUGAUGAAAUCCUACCCCAGGUACUUCCCCUUUUGAUUGUUUUCAAUACUGCGUACUUGCUUUUCACUGAAUUCUGCAACUUUCAACUAAGUUCGUUUCAACAACAAUUAUUUACCCCCAAAACCUUUUUACUUAGUCUUUUUAGUCAUUUAAUAGGCUAAAUUGAUUUAGACGACCGCAAUCCUUGAGUUCAAUAAUUUAUUACUACUUAACGAAUAGGUACACUUGCCUAGGAGUUAUCAGCUAGCUACGUACAUGCUGCUGGGGGAUGCUGAGUAUUGGUGGAGGAGCGCCAGACUGAUUUUUGAAGCGGGCAAUGUGGAGAUUACCUGGACUUCUUUCAAGAGGGCAUUCCUCGACAAGUAUUUCCUAGAGACUACAAGAGAAGAUAAGGAAACACAAUUUCUGAAGCUCCACCAAGGGAGCAUAUCUGUCGGAGAAUAUGCCGCCAAGAUGGAGGCGUUAUCAAAGAAUUUCCGAUUCUUCCAGCUGCAAGUGGAUGAACCUUACCUGUGCAACCGCUUUAUGUUGGGGCUUCGGUUCAACAUUGAGGAAGCUGUGAGGCCCCUGGGUAUUCGGAAAUUCCAAGCGCUAGUCGAGAAGGCCCGAGAUGUUGAGGCUGUGAAGAACCAGCGAGGAAGUAGGCAAGGAAGGGGUGGACCAAUCAGGCCAAGCCAUCAAGAUUUUGAGGGGCAUGGUAAAGGGAAACAACCUCAGAAGAAGCUUUAUGACUACCAGCGAGGCAACAAUCGAGUUAUGGGUCAGAACACACCCAAUGAGACAACCUAUGAAGGUCAAGGUAGCCAAGCCCAAGGGAAGGACGUGACUUGCUUCAAGUGCGAAAAAAUGGGUCACUAUGAAAAUGCCUGCAAGGAAGACCCUAGAAUGUGCUUUAACUGCAAUAAGCCAGGACACGUGGCAAGGGAUUGCAAAGCACCAAAGGUUGAAGCGGGAGCAACCUUGAAUGCCGCAGGAGGAAGGCGUCCGGUAAUAGCAGGACGAGUGUACACCUUGAACGCUGACGAAGUUGAGAACAGCAGGGAGCUAGCUCGAGAAUAGACUAGUUCUGUUAGUGACCUUGUCAACGCUUUGUUUUGAGCUUGAGGCUUUUUUUUUUGGAAUUGUAUUCCACUUAUCUAUGUUGUAGCGGUCGCUACCUUUUGUUUUAAUUUCUAAAUCAAGAUGUAACCUCUUGAUGAUAUUCAAUGAGAGAUGUCCUUGCAACCCAAGUCUUCGCUAGAAGUUUGCUUAGCUAUAAUGUAAGACCUGGAUUUUCAGAACAAGCUAGUUUCCGACUCACGCGUAGAAUCAGUGUAAGCGUGACAGGAGUUUGAUAUUUGAGGAAGAUUAAUGAAGAAGAAAGUUCAGGAAUUGCUUGAGGAAUGUUGCGUAGUUGUUUUCGGAGUUAGUGCGAGUC